AUGCAACACAAUAAUAACUAUAUUUUGAAUGGACAAAUGUUGGAUUUUAUAAAGAAGUCGUGUGAAAGUUUAUAUUCAAAAGAAUCGGAUAUACAUCGACAAAUUCAGCAGUUAUUAAAUGUAAUUCGUGAUUUUCAGUAUCAUGUCGACACAAUUCGUGGUGUAAUAGUAUCGCAGAGUACUUACGAUUCGAAUGUUCAAAUAGACGAUGGGUUUUUAGAUGACACGAAUAGUUCCACAUUUGUUAAUCAUGAUUCAUCUCAAGUAUUGAUGGAAUCUCAAAAAGAUCAAUCAGCACUAGGUCGAACAUCAAAUUUAAAUGAUGCCAUAAUCAAAUUAUCUUCGCCUUCAUCAGUCGUAUCACCUGUAUCAAAAAUCACGGGAGAACACACUACCGAUAUGUCAAAUAUUGUUGAUUCAUUAAUUCUAAAUUUAUCGCAUGUAAUGUCUAACACAUGGUCAUUAAUAAAAUCAGAUGUUACAUAUGAUGCUAAAGAUGUGAACGAAUUAAUUGAUGCUUUAUAUUUGGAUAAUAGAAUAAUUAUGAAAAAAGUGAAUGCUUGGGAAGAAAAUUGUGAACUGAAUCAACCAUCGCGACCAUCACCAACUACAAAUAUAAACGAUAUGUUAAAAUCUGUUGUUGAAACAAUUGAAACAAUUUGUCAGUAUUUUGAUGUUGAACAACGCCAUCUCAAUGAUAAACAUCAACAAUAUGACGAUAAACGAGAGACAAUCGAAAUAUUUGUGAAUAAAUUACAUGAAAAAUGUCAGUUAUCAAAACCUAUAUUUUUAAAGGAAAUUGAUUUGUUAACAUUAGAAAAUGAAUGUUUGAUGAAACAAAAUGAAUCGGUUGAAACAAUUACACAACAAGUUAAAACAUUCUUACAUUCAAAUUAA
Molecule: messenger RNA, 897 nt
Organism: Didymodactylos carnosus
Lineage: Eukaryota; Metazoa; Rotifera; Eurotatoria; Philodinida; Philodinidae
Source: the annotation of a GenBank genome assembly